AUGACGAAUAAAAAAGAAUUGUUUUACGAUAAAUUACGUGAGUUUGUGGAAACAAGCACUGAUCGCAGUUUUAUUAUGACUACAGAAAAAGUAAAGAGAGCAAAUGUAACUUGUAAGCUCUGUUUCAGAAAGAAUAGCAUAAACGUUGAAAGAGAAUGUGCUAAAUUAGGUCUACAGGAACAGGCAAACAAAAGGGUUUCAUUGUCUAAUUUGAAAUUUCCCUGUGUUGAAAUUGGUACUAACGUUUUAGUUGGAGUUCCUGAAGUUGAUAGAGGACGUGCAGCACCCAGGAAUGUUAUGUGUGUUGUUAUGAGCAUUAAUCCAUUAGGUCUAUACCAGUUAGGAAACAAGGAAGGUAAACUCGAUAGACUUUAUGCACGUAAUGAAUUUACACUUUCUGAAACCAACUUUAUUAACAUUUGUGAUGUGCCCUCAACUUCAUCGUUAACACUUCGCUCGGCAUCUAUGUUAUCGUUUGGAAGUAAGCAAGGGUUUAUAAUGUGCCACUGCAAAAGAUACUGUAUUGAUAAAAAGUGCACGUGUCGCUCCAAGAAUAUAAAAUGCAACUCAAAAUGCCACAGUAAUAGUUCACGUAAAAAUAAAUAG
Messenger RNA from Melitaea cinxia (Glanville fritillary), 606 nucleotides. RefSeq lists its product as uncharacterized. Lineage: Eukaryota; Metazoa; Arthropoda; Insecta; Lepidoptera; Nymphalidae. The transcript has a single exon. The record is from RefSeq and is a predicted model, not a curated record. The coding region runs from base 1 to 606 and encodes 201 amino acids.